Gadus macrocephalus (Pacific cod) is the source of this 8391-nucleotide messenger RNA. It is a transcript of the gene synj1, whose product is annotated as synaptojanin 1. Gene Ontology annotation, molecular function: phosphatidylinositol-4,5-bisphosphate 5-phosphatase activity; nucleic acid binding. The coding region runs from base 413 to 5593 and encodes 1726 amino acids. The transcript is spliced from 33 exons. Lineage: Eukaryota; Metazoa; Chordata; Actinopteri; Gadiformes; Gadidae. Gene Ontology annotation, biological process: synaptic vesicle endocytosis; phosphatidylinositol dephosphorylation. The record is from RefSeq and is a predicted model, not a curated record.
CUUUAACUGAUAGAAAUAAGCAAUUUCAACAUUGCGUUGGAAAUAAAAUAAUGUUAUAUUUGCAGGAACUAUGCUGAUGUUUGUAUUAGAUGAAUGGCCGAUAAACCAUUUGGAGCCGACGAGUUUCUACUGGCUAGCAUCACCGUCCACAUAAUUACAUAGAGCUAGCGAUGUCUAGCUAAUACAUUAUACUGGCGUGCGAAUGAUAUUACUAGCGGGCAGGAUAGACUUCAUGCUGUGCCGUGCUCACUUAGCUGAUUUAUCUUACCGUCUUAUUUAGAUGGCAACUCAACACAAUUUCUUGCGUUGAACGAGCUACUAGGAUACGUUAGCAUUGCAUACUGUUGGUGAACAGGUCGUGACUGAGGAUUGAGGAGAGAAUCAACAUAGGUCAUUUUAUCUUGGAUCAACAAUGGCCUUCAGCAAGGGGUACCGCAUUUACCAUAAACUGGACCCACCGUAUAGUGUCAUAGUGGAAACGAGGAACAAAGAUGAGUGCCUCAUGUUUGAGUCUGGAGCUGUCGCUGUACUGUCGGCUGCGGAGAAGGAAGCCAUCAAAAACACUUAUACCAAGAUGGUUGAUGCCUACGGGAUUCUUGGGGUUCUCCGUCUAAACCUGGGUGACUCCAUGCUCCACAGUCUGGUGGUGGUCACGGGAUGCAGCUCCGUGGGCAAAGUGCAGGACUCUGAGAUCUUCAGGGUCACGCAGACAGACUUCAUUUCGCUGAAAAACGACCCCGCCGACGAGGACCGCAUCGCGGACGUGCGCAAGGUGCUGAGCUCGGGACACUUCUACUUUGCCUGGUCCGCCACGGGAGUCAGCAUGGACCUCAGCCUCAACGCUCACCGCAGAAUCCUGGAGGACACUACGGACAACCGCUUCUUCUGGAACCAGUCUCUUCACCUGCACCUGAAGCACUACGGCGUCCACUGCGAGGACUGGCUGCUGAGGCUGAUGUGCGGCGGCGUGGAGGUCCGGACCAUCUACGCCGGCCACAAACAGGCCAAGGCCUGCAUCAUCUCCCGCCUCAGCUCGGAGCGCGCCGGCACCCGCUUCAACGUGCGCGGCACCAACGACGACGGCCAGGUGGCCAACUUCGUUGAGACGGAGCAGGUGAUCUUCCUGGACGACAAGGUCUCCUCCUUCAUCCAGAUCCGCGGGUCCAUUCCGUUGUUCUGGGAACAGCCUGGAAUACAGAAAAAGUCAAUUAAGGGCGUUUUGUUGCAACUGAAUGAAAAUCGACGACCUAAUGGAAUGGAUGAAAACCCCCACCUGGUUGGCUCCCAUCGCGUCAAGCUCUCCAGGGGUUUCGAGGCGAACGCACCCGCAUUUGAAAGACACUUCAGUGCGCUGCGGAAGCUGUAUGGCAAACAGGUGAUCAUUAACCUCCUGGGCAGCAAGGAGGGGGAGCACAUGCUCAGCAAAGCAUUCCAGAGUCACCUGAAGGCGUCGGAGCACGGCGGCGCGGUGAAGAUGGUGAACUUCGACUACCACCAGAUGGUGAAGGGGGGCAAGGCAGAGAAGCUGCACAGCGUGCUCAAGCCCCAGGUCAGCCGCUUCGUGGACGACUGCGGCUUCUUCUACUACUCUGGAGAGACUGGCAUCGCCAGGACGCAGAGCGGGACCCUCCGGACCAACUGCCUGGACUGCCUGGACAGGACCAACAGUGUCCAGGCCUACUUUGCCCUGGAGAUGUUACCCAAGCAGCUGGAAGAGAUGGGCCUGACUGAGAAGCCCCAGCUGGUGGCUCGUUUCCAGGAGGUCUUCCGGACCAUGUGGACCGUCAACGGAGACUCGGUCAGCAAGAUCUACGCCGGUACGGGCGCCCUGGACGGGAAGGCCAAGGUGGGAAAGCUGAAGGACGGGGCGCGCUCAGUGACGCGGACCAUCCAGAACAACUUCUUCGACAGCUCCAAGCAGGAAGCCAUCGACAUCCUGAGGCUGGGCUCCACCCUGAACAGCGACCUGGCUGACAAGGCCCGGGCGCUGCUCACCACCUCCAGUCUUUACGUCACUGAGCCUGUGUUACAAUCAGCGUCUCCCAGAGUGCUUCUGGGCAUGUGUCAGAACUACCGCAAGUACACGCGGCCAAAGCAGAUCCGUGUGUGCGUCGGAACCUGGAACGUCAACGGGGGCAAGCAGUUUCGCAGCAUUGCCUACCGCAACCAGACCCUCAACGAUUGGCUGCUGGACGCGCCAAAGAAGGCGGGGCUUCCUGAGUUUCAAGACGGAAAGCCAAACCCCCCUAUAGAUAUUUUUGCCAUUGGCUUUGAGGAGAUGGUGGAGCUGAACGCUGGCAACAUAGUCAGUGCCAGCACCACCAACCAGAAGAUGUGGGCCGCCGAGCUGCAGAAGAACAUCUCCCGGGACCACAAGUACGUCCUGCUGGCGUCGGAGCAGCUGGUGGGCGUGUGCCUGUUUGUGUUCAUCCGCCCGCAACACGCCCCCUUCAUCAGGGAUGUCGCCGUGGAUACAGUCAAAACCGGGAUGGGCGGAGCCACUGGCAAUAAAGGGGGCGUUGCCAUCCGCCUGCUGUUCCACACCACCAGUAUCUGCUUCCUCUGCUCCCACUUUGCAGCUGGCCAAUCACAGGUCAAGGAGAGGAACGAUGACUACAAUGAGAUCACGCGCAGACUCUCCUUCCCUAUGGGUCGCCUGCUGUACUCCCACGACUACGUGUUCUGGUGCGGGGACUUCAACUACCGCAUCAACCUGCCCAACGAGGAGGUGAAGGAGCUCAUCAAGCAGCAGAACUGGGAGGCCCUGACCGCCGGAGACCAGCUGCUGGACCAGAAGAACGCCGGCAUGGUCUUCCGCGGGUUCAUCGAGGGCGACCUGGACUUCGCCCCCACCUACAAGUACGACCUGUUCUCGGAGGACUACGACACCAGCGAGAAGUGCCGCACGCCCGCCUGGACGGACCGCGUGCUCUGGAACAGGAGGAAGUGGAACUUUGACAAAACGGCGGAGGAGAUGAACGUGGUGGGAGCGGCGGCCGCCAGCGAGGACGAUACGGACGGCGCCUGGAACCCCGGCGAGCUCAAGUACUACGGCAGGGCUGAGCUCAAGACCUCGGACCACAGGCCUGUGAUGGCGGUGAUGGACGUGGAGAUCCUGGAGGUGGACCCGGAGGCGCGGCACCAGGUGUACAAGGAGGUGAUCGCCCUGCAGGGGCCCCCCGACGGCACGGUGCUGGUGUCCCUCUGCGCCUCGGGGCCCGACGACUACUUCGACGACCCGCUCAUCGACGAGCUGCUGGACAAGUUCAGCACCUUCGGCGAGGUCAUCCUCAUCAGGUUUGUGGAGGAGAAGAUGUGGGUGACCUUCCUGGAGGGUUACUCUGCCCUGGCUGCCCUGUCUCUCAGCGCCUCCACGGUGCUGGGCAAGACGAUUGACAUCCGUCUGAAGAGCUCCGGCUGGAUCAGGAGCCUGGAGGAGGAGAUGAGCGUGGACCGCAUCUGCGGCGCCAUCCCCACCUCGGCCAGCUCCACCCUGCUGGCCGAGGACACCAACAUGGGCGACGAUGACUACGACAUGGAGGGCGACGUGGACGAGGAGGUGGAGGAGAUCCUCCCCCAGCACCUCCAGCCCGGCGCGGGGUCCGGCGCGGGGUCCGGCGCGGGCUGCUCCCCGGCCCCCUCCCCUCGAGGUAGUCCCUGUCCCUCCCCCACCGAAGGGGGCCCCCCCACCAGGCCCGGCCGGUCCGCACAACCCUCCCGGCCCACACAAGGUCCGCCGGGAGACUUCCAGCCCCUGGAGCCCAAGCGGCCCCCACCCCCGCGACCCAACGCCCCUCCAGCCAGACCCGCGCCCCCCCAGAGACCACCGCCCCCUUCAGGAGGCACGAUGAGUCCUAUGCUGUUUAGAAAAGGCUCUGCAGACUGUGGGGAAUGUCCGAGCCCGCUGCUCUUUAAGAGGAGAGGCAGUGAAGGACCAAAGAGCCCUGCUAUCUCUGGGCCCGACGCAGCAGGUCGAAGUGGAGCUCCCGGGUCCGGAGGUGGGCCAAGACCGAACAUUCCAGCCCGAGCUGGUGUGAUCAGCGUUCCCGCCCAGGGUCGCCAGACCCCUCCCGCUCAUCCCGGGGCACCCAGACCCAUUCCAGAGGUUCACCCUGGAGCCCCCCGCCCUGUCCAGGAUAACCCCCCCGGGGCCCCCCGACCAGGCCCCCCGACCAAGCCUACUGACCUGCCACUCGGACCCCCUCCCUCAGGACCCCCGCCCUCCAUCCCCGGUCCGGCCGGCCCCCCUCUUCCAGGGCCCACGCCAGCGAGGCCCCAGGCCAUGCAGGCCCCCAUGCAGCCCCAGGCCCAGCCCCAGGCCCAGGCCCCGGCCCAGCCCUCAGUGCGGUCCCAGCUCCCCCCGCCCAUGCUGCCCACCUUCACGGCGCCGUCUCAAGCGCCACCCGCCGCUGGCACUGCCGGGACCCCCCAGGGUCUGUCGUCCCCCAAGCCCCCCCCACGAUCUCGCUCCUCUCACGGCCUCCCCCCCGAGGCCACUGCCGCCGCCGCAAAGGCCGACGCUGCCACUCCCACUGGACAGCCUAAUGGACUCAACGGCAUCCAAGGAGAAGCACAAUGGAAGCCUGACCCCUUCGACACACUCGCAUCCAACCUCCUCUCCUCUUCCUCCUCCUUCUCCUCCUCCUCCUCCUCCUCCUCCUGGACCAACACUCGCUCCCUCACCAGGGGCUCCUCCCUGCGCUCCCCCCCCUCCGCUCCGGGCCACCUGUCCUCCUCCGGCACCCUGCCCUCCUCCUUCUCCGUCCAGACCGCCCCGCUCUCCUCCCUGCAGGGCCUCCAGCCCUCCUCCUCCUCCUCCUCCGGCUCCUCCUCGUCCUGCUCCUCCUCCUUCUGUAACGCCACGCUCCUCCUCCCGCCGCCGCCCGUCCCGUCGCGCAGCCGCUCGCAGGAGUCUCUGCGCGCCUCCCCCCUGCCCUCCCAGGGGGAGGCGCCCCCCGCCCGGCCCAGCAGCACCAACCCCUUCAGGGGCCCGCUGAUGAUGCAGCCGCCGCAGCACCCCCCCGUGCAGCCCCCCGCCCCUGACCUCAGACUCCAGCCCCCCACCCCUAGUGCACUCUCUCAACCCCUCAUCCCCCUCCCCGCCGCGGCUCCGCCUCCGUCGGCGCUUCCACCGUCGGCCCCCACGCCCGUCCCCCUGCAAAGGACCAUGUCCCUGCUGGGACCCUCGCUCGCUCUUCCUCCCCCUACGCCGGCCCCCCUGUUCCCCCUGGGCCCCACCUUGCCCCUGGCCCCGGCCUCCUUCUCUCGCUCGGCGACGCUCCCGCCUCGCCGGCAGCCCCCCGUGUCGGGGCUGGACAAGCCCACCCAGUCCAGGUGGGUCACCUUCGACGACGACCCCGACUUCCCCCAAGGGCCCGCGGCCCCGGGCCUCCCGCCCGCCGGCCCGCUCCCACCCCAAGCCCAGGCUCGGCUGCCCUGUCCCGGGUUUGACCCGAACCCUUCCUGGGUGUCUUCCUCCACCCCGUCCUUCCCAGCUCUCCCUCCACCCGUCCCCGGCAGGACGGCGCCCAGCGAGCCCCCCAAGCCGCCGCCCGGAGCCCUCUUCUCCCUCGACUUCUUCCAAGAUUCCUAGCGUCAGGCACAUGGAGCGAUGUAUAGAUAUUGGGUAAAUGUUUACUUGUGUGUGUGUGUGAGUGAGGUAUGUACAAAAGAGAUGGUGUUUAAGAUGAGUAUCGACCAGACCUCUGAAUCCGGAUAAAAGAAAAGGGAAAUAUUUCUUGAGUGUUUAUGAAUGAACGGCAACACAGGAAAUGUACAGGCCACAACGUCUGUUACCCCCAUACAAAGUUAUCAGUUAUUUUUCCUUUUACAUCAAAAAUGUUCUUAUGAAUGCCUCAUAAGACGGUCUAUUUUUAUUUAGGGCAGACGUGCCCGGGUCUAUAUAGUUGUAUAAAGUACUAAAUGUUCGUAUUUGCGAGACAAUUGUGUGUUAUGUAAUCUGCGGUGCAAUAUCGGUCCCACAACCAACACGUGGCGUUUGCUUAUUGUGAGGUCGUCACGUAAAUAUAUAGAAUUAUCUAAAUAGUCACAGACACACUGGUUCAUAUCCAACACACCAAGAGCUCCGGCAAGGGUCACAGCUAUGUCAUAUCGGACUUCCAGGGAGUGCCCUUUUAAAGUAGAACGCUUGUGUUUUUCGCUAGCUCACUCGGUGAAAAUGACGUACCUGGCUUUGCAUUGGAAAGUAGAUGCGUCUGUCUCCAAAUGGCUAACUGUCUAAUGGCCAACUGGCUAACCGUCUAUAGUGUCACUGAGCAGAAGACCCGCAGCUCCGGUACAUUAAAGGUUUUGAGGAGGUCGGCCGGUAACUGCAUCAGUGCAGUAGCGAUACUUGCAACAUUUUAUUAUUAUUUUAAACAUGAAUGUACUUUUAAGUUGCACUGGUUAGUGACGCUGCGCAGCGGCGACAAACCUGCUUCUGCAGCUGCUUGUAAUCACAAAACGAAUGCUCUGUGAUAUUAUCUUCUGGGCUCAAGCUAACAAAUCGCGGUUUUCGCUCUGCUCGGUUCUUCGUCGGUCUCUGGCCUGCGUACGCUUCGCUAAAUUUGAUUCUAUUUUUUUUUUUUAUUACGGUAUAUUAAAUAGAAAUGUAUACAUGGUAAUUAUUAUGUAUGUUUAUUCUCCCUGGGCUGAUAUUACUCACGUGAUGUGCGUUUCUAUAUCUGUUACAACCUGUUAUCAUUUUGAAUGCAAAACUGUGUGACUGACUUGCACUGACGUUCCGCUUCCGUACAUUCUCAUGGCCGUAUUCAACGUGGUGGUGGUGGUGGUGGUUGUUGUGGCAGGGUUUGAGCCCUGUGUACCGAAAGGGUCCAGGGUUUGACGCAAGGGAUUGGAAGCUGCUUCCACCUCUUGUCUAGUGGUUAGGCGUAGAUUACUCUGAAUUUAUCCAAAGCUCCAUAGCCAUAACUGAGGGAAGGGUGCGCCGAGAUCUCUGAGAUCUUGGAUGACCUUCUCGGGGUCUUUUGGCAUAUCCUACCGGAUACAAGUGAGGUGCAUACCAAUUCCAUGCAGAAUGCUACAAAAAAAGGGCAUUUUUCUCUUUUUUUGUUCUGUUGUAUUGUUUAUUGCUGAAAGAAUAUGCAUAUGUUUCUGUUUGUAAAAAAAAAAAAAAUGCUCUUUAGAUCUAUUGAUGAUGUGUUGAGAAGUAACGUGCUGUGUUUGAGGUGUGUAAUGUCAUUGUGUGUGUGUGUGUGUGUGUGACGUGUCUGAAUGUGUGUGUGCAAACAGACUUGACCUCCAAACAGUCAGUCACUGUAUUCCCCUGGCAGUGGCUUGAACCAUAGAGGAUUGCUGUGUCCCCUACAAUGGUUUGUAUUGUGGCAUUAGGGAAUAUGGAAAUGUACAGUCAACGCAUUUUUUUUUUUUUAAAACUAUUUUAUUCUUUAAGGCACCCUGCUGAGAAAUGGUCCCAUUGGAAUGUGGAGAUGUUGACCAUACCUUUACUGAAAAAUAGAGUUCAAUAAAGUUUAACUGAAGGGAACAGUGUUGAACAACACAUGCCACCGUGUUGCAGUGGGUACCUUGUGGAAAACAAUGUGGUGCAGUUGUCCGCUUUAAAAGACUUGUGUUGGAUUCUUAAGACUGUUUUCGUGGUAUUCUCAGCAAAUGCUCUUGGCCAGCCAAUUGACCCCACAGGUUAAGUUGUGAUGUUUGUGUUGAUGGUGGUCACUCUCGCUCACUCUCUUUGGAGUUUUUACCGAUAUCUAAGGUACUGUUGCAGAUGAAUAUGAAAAAUGAAUAACCAAGCGGUUGUGGUUGUUUCAGAUCGUCCCCACUAUGUCCAUAUUAUAUUUGGCUGUACCCCCUGCAUUCAUAAAUGCUCCCAAGAGUCCAAAGGUAAUGCAGAGAAUGUGAUGAGAGUAACACUUUACUAAUCUAUAUCUUGUGUAUUGCAACCCAAUGUUCUUGAUAUAAAUAUAAAUAGAUAUUUAUUGGCUUUGCAAAAUAAAUAUCUAUCUGAACUGAAAACAGCUGAAGUGGGUGCGGGUCAACUGCCCAUGGCUCUAUAUUGUUAUCCCGAAAACACCUUUAUUCAAUCCAGUCGUACCACAUGUUUGCAGUAGAGACUGAAACGUCAAUGAUAGCUUAGUAGUGCUUCUUGUGUCCAGUCAUGUUCAGAUGAGAUUUUAUAGAAAACACAUUGGUCCAUUCGUUAGGUUGGUGUCCCCAUUUAUGCUUCUGAUUCAAGUAGUAAAUUACAAAUCUGUGUUGUUGACCAUACUCUGUAUGUAUUAAUGGAAAAAGUAAGCUGCAGUUUAUGUAUCAAAUAUCCAAGAGUCCAUAUUUAAGUGAAAAGCUGACGGCACAUUUAUGUAUAAAGCACUUUGUGUUGUAUGUAUGCAAUAAUAAAUGUCAGUUGACCUGCAA